Messenger RNA from Lolium rigidum, 1692 nucleotides. RefSeq names its product tRNA(adenine(34)) deaminase, chloroplastic. Gene Ontology annotation, molecular function: tRNA-specific adenosine deaminase activity. Lineage: Eukaryota; Viridiplantae; Streptophyta; Magnoliopsida; Poales; Poaceae. Gene Ontology annotation, cellular component: chloroplast. Bases 1 to 1692 code for a protein of 563 amino acids. The transcript is spliced from 4 exons. Gene Ontology annotation, biological process: tRNA wobble adenosine to inosine editing. The record is from RefSeq and is a predicted model, not a curated record.
AUGAAGGGGCCAUCAGAUGAGAUUUGGGAUGUUCAAAGUGCUACUUCCCAAGAGACCUUUAAGACGGCCGAUAAGGAAGAAGGAUCCUCAGCUGAUGGAGGUGCAAACUCAGCCUCUCAGACACCCAAAAAUGAAACUGCUAUUGCUAAAAAAGUUCACAGGUCACUUUGGGCCUAUGUUGCGGACAUAGUCCGUCUUGGUUGGGUUCAGCGUGGUGAAUCUCACGACUCUAGCAACAAAUCAUUUAAGAAAAGUUCAUCCAGUAAUUCUCAGAGCACGGAGGGUUGGCUGUCAACUCAGGGGCAUGAUAAUGACAGCAUUCAAAAGAGAAACUGGAGUAUCAAGCCAAACGAUCAUCAGUUGGUGAAGUCCCACACCACAGAAUCAGAAUCCAUAGUAGCAUCAACACUAAAGGAGGAAAGCAUGCCUACAGGUACACAAGGUUUGCAAAUAUCAACCUCUGGCAAAUCUGAAGUAGGUAGAUACAAAGGAGACUUUGUACCCAGAAUUUCCAAGGGUGAUAUUCAGAUAUCAGGGGAGAGGGCAAAACAGUCUGAAGUAGGUGCAUCACCCAAAGAAAAUACCAUGGGACACUCGGCUGAGGAUAGCAUAUCAACUUCGGUAGAUGACACAAUAGGACAGACACUUGGAGAUGAAGUGGCAAGCUUGUCCAGGAUCACAACCCAGGUUUCUUCUGAAAUUAAUGCUGGAAAAGGAGUUUCAGCCGGCACCUCUUCUAUGACCGCUAAACCCGAGGAAGCUUGUCGCAAUGAUGGUUCAGAUAGCUGGAGAUAUGAACCUUCAGUCGCUAUAACACCUUACCAUGUCCCUCAGACCCAGACAAUGAUACCACAUGAGCAUACCUCAUCUGCUUCGUUUGAAUCAACGGAAUUGCCCACUGGUGGUUCCACUAGGCUGGAGGAGAAGAUUUUUGUGCGCAAGACCCCUGAAAUCAUCAGAACAGAAGUAAAAGAUGCUGAGCUGAGCAGGAGAAAGAUUCAGAGGAAUAAACAGGUAUUGAAGGAGACGUUUGAGGAUUGGGAGGAAGCAUACCAGCAUGAUGCUAAACAGAGAAAGACUGAUGAAUUAUUCAUGAGGGAGGCUUUACUUGAAGCUCAGAGGGCUGCAGAUAUAUGGGAGGUGCCAGUUGGAGCUGUGCUAGUACAUAAUGGAGAAAUUAUUGCUCGUGGUUGCAAUCUAGUUGAAGAUCUCAGGGAUUCAACUGCACACGCUGAAAUUGUUUGUAUAAGAGAAGCUUCUAGCAAACUUAAAACGUGGCGCCUGGCGGAUACAACACUUUAUGUGACGUUGGAACCUUGUGCCAUGUGUGCUGGUGCUAUUCUUCAAGCAAGAGUUGACACUGUGGUAUGGGGUGCCCCGAACAAGCUUCUUGGAGCCGAUGGAAGCUGGGUUAGGCUUUUCCCUGGUGAUGCGCAAACAAGCACGUUGGAUCCUGCAAACCAGAACCAAACUGCUGGGCCUGUCCACCCUUUCCAUCCGAAGAUAAUCGUAAGGCGUGGUGUACUCUCCACGGAGUGCUCUGAGAUAAUGCAACAAUUCUUCCAGCUGAGGAGGAAGAAGAAGCAGAGGCCAGAGUCGCCACCUCGUGCACGCCUCUCUGGGCACCACCACCAUCCGAUCAAGUUCUUCACCAAGAUGCACCACAUGUUCGGCACAGCUUUCUGCUUAUAG